This is a messenger RNA of Bipolaris maydis ATCC 48331, 504 nucleotides long. NCBI's taxonomy places the organism in Eukaryota, Fungi, Ascomycota, Dothideomycetes, Pleosporales, Pleosporaceae. The record is from RefSeq and is a predicted model, not a curated record.
AUGCAAAAAGAAAGACAAGAUAUGUAUAUAUUAGGAACUCGUAGAAGUAUAUCAGUAGAAUUAGAAAUUAAAGAAGGAAAUGCCUUUGUAAAUUCAGAUUCUAUAGGCCAAACUUUAAAUUUCGAUUCGUUAACAUCUUGUAUUGAAUACUUAAGAGAAUUAGGUUUAACGAUUAAAAGAGCCACUCUUACUAAAUAUAUAAAAAAUGAAAAAGUGUUUCAUAAUUUCUUAUGUAAAUAUUCAGAUAAUAUUUUACCGGAUCAUUUUUCAGAAGUAGGAUUAAUCAUUGAUGAAUAUAAAAAAUUAAAAGUAGAUGCAGACUUAGAUACCUUAAAAGUGAAUAGAAAAAAUAAACCUAUUUUAGUAAAAGGUCCGGUCGCCACAGGUGGCUGGACCUGCUCUGCUGGAGAAAAUUUUGAGAAAGAAUUUGAAAAUAGAAAAGCUCUUUAUCUUCAUUUAAAAGACGGUAAAAAAUAUAAAAACUAUUCUUUUUCUCGUAAAUAA